Rotaria socialis is the source of this 1956-nucleotide messenger RNA. The record is from the annotation of a GenBank genome assembly. Lineage: Eukaryota; Metazoa; Rotifera; Eurotatoria; Philodinida; Philodinidae.
AUGAGUAUAGUGUAUUCAUUUGCCUUUGCAUCAUUAUAUUGGCAACAACCAGGUUUAUAUUCUGAUAAUGGGAUAUUACCGCUUCGUUUACAAAUUCAACAACAAAACAAAACACCGUUGAUUGUUAAACUCGCACGUUUAUUUAAUUGGGCACCGUAUCGAACUAUGGAAUUCGUGUUAUUAAUAUCAAUAUUAUUAGGUUCAUUAAUGAUUAUAUUUAAAUGUCUUCGUACAAGUUUAACAUUUGCAACACUUUGGCUAUCUUAUUAUAGUUGUUUUCAAAUAGCUGGUCAAUUCUUAUAUUUUCAAUGGGAUACAUUAUUAUUAGAAGCAGGAUUUUUAACAAUACUUGUUGCACCAAUGAGAGUCUUAUAUUUAAAACGAAAACAAACCGAAGAUUUUAUAUAUCAAGAUCGAAUAACACUAUGGUUAAUACGAUGGUUAGCAUUUCGUCUUUUAUUCGCUAGUGGUAUUGUUAAAUUAACGGGUGGCGAUGAAACAUGGUGGUCAUUAACAGCAACAACCUAUCAUUAUCAAUCACAAUGUAUUCCAACCUCGUUAGCAUACUAUGCACAUCAUGUACCUGCUUGGUUACAUAAGUUAUCUACAGCACUUGUUUAUAUGUUUAUGUCUGGUACUGGAAUUCUGUUUUUUUCACCAUUUCGUAAACAUCGAAUAGUUGCUUUCGUCAUACAAACGAGUUUACAACUGCUUAUUGCCUUAACUGGAAAUUAUAAUUUUUUCAAUAUGUUAACAGUUGUUUUAUGUUUGGGUUUAAUUGAUGAUCAAUUUUUAGGUUAUUCACAAUGGGAAUCAGUAGAUGAACAGCCAAAACCAAAAAAAUCGUUUUCAAAGAUAUUUACAUUUUGUCGUCGAUUAAUUCAUCUUAUUCUAUUUACAACUUUUAUUUAUUUAACCAUACGAUGGUUUGACAUACAUUGGAAUAAUGAACAAGAAAUACUAUCGACAAGAAUAACAUUUAAUCAAGCACAAUUAGAUCGUUUCUUACGAAGAUUUUUACCUAUUUGUCUUUUUGUUGCAUGGUGCUCAUUAGUAUUUACUAUUGGAAGAUCAGUUUUUAUUGCUAUUUGUCGUCCGAAGAAAAUUUACGGGAAAAUUUUUCAUUCAACAGUUACAAUAUCAUAUGGAAUUCUAGCAUUGAGCUUAUUUUUUGUAUCCAUGUUUCAAUUUGCUGUUAUUGAAAGAAAAACACAAAAUGCUUUACCUGAUGUAUUAAAACCAUGGCAUGAUAAAUUUCAAGAUUACCAUAUUUUUAAUGCAUAUGGUCUUUUCAGAAGCAUGACUGGAGUCGAUGGUAGACCAGAAUUAAUAAUUGAAGGUGCAACAAGUAUAAAAAAUCCAAAAUGGAAAGAAUAUGAAUUUUUCUAUAAACCCGGUUCAUUAUCAACUGUACCUCCAUUCGUUGCUCCACAUCAACCCCGAUUAGAUUGGCAAAUGUGGUUUGCAGCUUUAAGCAAUUAUAAACAUGAACCUUGGUUGGCAUUUUUUCUCUAUCGCCUUUUAACAAAUCAAGCAGAAGUAUUACGAUUGAUUCAAACAAAUCCAUUUCCAACAAUACCACCAAAACAAAUACGUGUUCUGCUUUAUCGUUAUAAUUUUACUACGCCGCCAUCAAAAGAUUAUUGGAAACGUGAAUUAGUUAAUAACGAAUGGUUUCCAAUUAUUUCAUUAGAAAGUCAAUGGUUCAUGUCUUAUAUUCAACAACAAAACAUGGUACAAAUUACAAAACCAUUACCAACAAGCAUUCUUUUAGAUAUAAUACGCUCAAUUAGUAAUUUCAUGAAUGGUACUAUGUUUACAUGGUUUCCCGCUAUUAUAGCGUUCGUAUUUGUUAUUCUACGUAAAGUUCUUUGUACAAAACCGCAUACACCACUUUUGAUAAACAAAGACGACGAAUGGUAUCAACCUGUACCUUUGAAAGAUAAAAAUAAUUAA